Cornus florida is the source of this 1954-nucleotide messenger RNA. RefSeq names its product putative F-box/FBD/LRR-repeat protein At5g22670. Gene Ontology annotation, molecular function: protein binding. The transcript has 5 exons. The coding region runs from base 321 to 1718 and encodes 465 amino acids. The record is from RefSeq and is a predicted model, not a curated record. NCBI's taxonomy places the organism in Eukaryota, Viridiplantae, Streptophyta, Magnoliopsida, Cornales, Cornaceae.
UUUCUUUGCUGUUCCAACACAUUUCUAUAGAAAGAAUGAUAGGGGCGAUUGGGGUUUUGGUCAUCUCUUCGACACACAUGGGUAGUUUGAGCGAGGAAGUGGAGGUCUAGGGUUUCACUUCGAUCUCUAUUUUUAUUGUUUUUCAACACAGUCGCAGAGUGAGAAAGAAGACGACGAUUUAUGACGUGAAAUUAAUUGAUGGAAGAAGAUGAUUUUGUUGCAGUAAGACCAAUUGUUCCAAAUCACAUGCAUAAAUUAAGAUGAUUUAGCAGAGAAGAAAGAGCCCAAGUGAUUAAAGCAGGAAGAUCAACCAUCUAACCAUGGCUUCAAUCUUGAAUCAGGAGGGAUCUUCAAAGAAAGUGCAAAAAAUUCUCAAGAAGGUAGACAGGAUCAGCAGCUUGCCAGACUCGCUUCUUGUUCACAUUCUCUCUUUCCUUCCAACAAAAUACUCAGUCAGAGCCAGCAUACUGUCAUCAAGAUGGAAGCACCUCUGGGCUUCUGUUCCCACUCUAGACUUCGAUGUCGACUUGCCAUUUGGAGAACCAUAUUCAGAUAUGAACUUUGUUGAUAGAGUGCUUUUGAAUCAUGAAUUGUCUUGUAUUCAGAAGUUCCGUUUGAACUGUAAAGAAGAAAACGAUUUAUCAAGAGUGUAUACAUGGAUAGGUGUAGCCAUAAAACGUGGUGUUCAAGAACUUGAAAUCGAUAUUAACCAAGGCGAAUGGGAUUUUAGCUGCCCUUUAAGCCUCUUCACUUGCCCAACAUUGGUAGUCUUAAAAUUGAGAUAUGGACUAACUUUAAGUACUGUUCCUCGCUCAGUCCAUUUUAAAAGUCUCAGGGUUCUACAUGUUUCAUUUAAUUUUCCAGACAAUGGAUUGACACAAAACCUUUUCUGGAAUUGCCCCGUUCUUGAAGAUCUAUUAAUUGAAGGAAAUGGUCACAGUAACGAGGAAGUAAAUUUUGAUCUCUCAACGCCCGCGCCUUUGAAGAGUUGUAAGUUAGAUUUGGACCUUGUUGAAGGAAUUUUUGAAUAUAAUGGCAACGAAACUGUGAUCAAUGCACCGACUCUUGAGUAUCUUACUCUCCAAGAAGAUUACUUGCCUUACUAUGUGCUAGAGAACCUUGUCUCAUUGGUUAAAGCAGAUAUCAAUGUUGGACACUGCUGUAUAAAAACCAAGUCAACCAAACAACAUGCUGAUCGUGUACUUGUGAUUCUCAGGGAAAUUCAUACUGUCAAAUAUCUAUCUUUAGGCCCUAGUACCAUGGGGGCUCUUGACUAUGCUGAGGACAAUGAGCUGCUUUUAUUCACUAAUUUGAUUCGUUUGGAGCUGCAUGUUAAAUAUUGCUAUGGCUGGAAACGUCUACUACACUUGCUCAAUAGCAUGCCUAUCUUGGUACAUCUUGAUUUGAAGAAAUUUAAGUGUUGGCGACGUGAUGAAGAUAAUGCUUUUGAGGAUAUCAAUUUUGUUGAACAAGAAGUGCCUUGUUGUCUGUUGAUGCAUCUUCAAGAAAUUGAAAUUACUGGAUUUCGGGGGCUGAACGAUGAGCUGAGGCUGAUCCAGUACUUUUUGAAAAAUGGCAGAGUACUGCAUAAGAUGGCAAUUAAUUCUUGUGAUUCAGAAGGAAAACGAGAGAGAGAUUUUCUCAAGAAACUGCUAAAGUUUCCUAGAGGUUCAGUAAACUGUGAAAUUUUAUUUUCUGAAGAACUCUCCAUGUCAUGAAAUCGAGUGUGCUCUACCAAUAUUUGUAUAUGUUUUGUUAUUUCUGUAUUGAAAGUCUGAAGUUGUUCUUGUUACAUUUGUUCACGACGGACAGGACAGUUACUGAUUUUCCUUUUAAAUUCCUAUUUGAGCCUCUAUACAGAGAUGGAAUAUGUAAUUUUGGAUCACUUUUGUCAACAAUUAUACUGUCCUGCUUCAGAUUCAUGCGAUUUAUAUGAAAAUUGAUCCAACCUACA